Molecule: messenger RNA, 1526 nt
Organism: Mizuhopecten yessoensis (Yesso scallop)
Lineage: Eukaryota; Metazoa; Mollusca; Bivalvia; Pectinida; Pectinidae
Product: ionotropic receptor 25a-like
Exons: 5
Coding region: 75-1331 (418 amino acids)
Cellular component (GO): membrane
Molecular function (GO): ligand-gated monoatomic ion channel activity
Source: RefSeq, a predicted model, not a curated record
CAAAGCCCUUUCUAGAGGCCACUGUAUUCGCCUGGAAUGAAUGCAUUACAGAUAUUGUUUCCGGGAGAGCUGAUAUGGUUAUUGGGCCAAUUGGAGUGACUAAGGAGCGAGGAACCAUGGUCGACUUCAUCUUGCCGUAUAUUCAGUACGAUAGUGUUCAGAUGCUUACAAGGGCCAAAAAAGGAAGACGGUUUGACUUUUUGGAAAUAUUUGACCACUGGUCAAUGCUCGUUUGGCUGAGUUGUUUUAUUUUCACAUCAGUAACAUUGUGGAUUUAUGAAAAUGUAAUAAAACGGCUGGAAAGGAGGAAGAACCCGGAUGUCAAGUACUGCUCCUUCCAAGACGUGGUCUGGUUUAUUGUUACUAAGGCGGAAUUUGAAUGUGACGGUAUCCGGUUAUCACGAACAAGUACUAAGUUAAUGGGUUUCGGAUUCUGGCUGCUGUCUUUCAUCCUCCUUUCUGCUUUCACAGCCAAUCUGGCUUCCUUUAUGACCGUUUACCGUAUGGACGACCUACAAGUGAAAGCCGUCUCUGAUUUGGUGACUACAAAGGAUGUUAAGUUUUCUGUAGUAUGGGGUUCAGAUGAAAUGGUGUAUUUUGAAAAUAUGAUGAAAACUGAAGAAGCGUUUCACGAUCUGUGGAAAAGCUCAAACCUCUACCCCGACAAUAAACAAUAUGCCUUCAACGAGAUUGUCUGGGACUAUCCAGUUAGAGACACAUUCACGAAAAUAUGGCAAAGCAUGACAAAGACGGGAUUCUUCAAUAGUACAUCCGAGGCUCUCAGAAGAGUGGCGGAAGGAAACUUUAUUCUUCUGUCAAAAACAGAGACUGUGAAAUAUUUAAUAUCUCAGAACUGUGAUGUUAAGUCGCUAGGGUCACCUAUGGGCUAUCAUCCUGUUGGAUUUGCACUGAAAAAAGAUUCCAGCCUCUUAUCAACUAUGUCCAACAGUUUUAUGGAAAUACAACAGUCUUCUGAUGUGGAGAGUUUGAAAAGAAAAUGGUGGGAGAACAGAAACUUGCACUGCGAUACUGGUGAAAUCAUACAAGAAAUUGGUUUCACUGAAAUUGGCUAUUGGUUCCUGACCCCCGUAUUCGGCAUAAGUCUUGGAAUUCUUAUUCUUGGUAUGGAGCGCAUCGUCCGGUACAGGAUCAGUAGCACAGCCAAGAAGUACACCGUACGGAAUGGCUAUUCACGGACCCAGCACUAUCGGGACAAUGAUGGUCCUGGAAGUACACAGGAUACAAGUCUCCAAAACAAGGGAUUUUCAGAAAAUCGUCCUAAAAACUUAACGACUAUGGUCCAUGAUACCAAAGACAUGCCACAUCUUUAAACAAAAGAACUGUGUUAUAUUUGAAACUGGUAUUUCAUAUAGAUAUAUCCCCAUUAUGUCAUGUAAAAUAUCUUACCAUUAUGGUGUUUACAUUUGUCAACGCUAUUCCGUGUAAGAUUUGUCACGGGUAUAACGUGUAAAUGAUUUCCUGGUAUGUCUUCUUUUAUAUAUCUAUACAUUUUUUGCAAUAAAGUG